GGGUGAGCUACCCAGCUAGCUUCGAAGGCAAAGCAGGUGCUCAGUCACCCGACACCGGAAAUUCGGGGGCGGAGCACCAGCGCCUCGCGGGCACCGUCCAACCCGACGCCCAGAGGGUCCAUCACACCGGAAGGCUGCCUGCUCACACUAGAGUGCCGAGUGCCAAGCACCGCCAUGUCGGUGCUUCGCUGCCUCGGCGCCUUGAGGCAGCCGUCUUUUCUUCGCCUUGUGACAAGUAGAGUUUGGAACAGGUUGCCUGUGGUGACCCUGAACCUGCGUCUUUUUGAGGCUCAGCAGGAAGAGAAGUCCAAACCCAUCAGUCGUUACCCUAUUCCCUACAAGAAGGACCUGCCUUUUGACAUUGUAGAGCUCAUGGAGGAGAUAGAAAAGAAGACAGGAUUUUUACCAAAUGUAUUGAAAGUUUUGUCUUACCGGCCAUUGGAAUUCCGAGCCUUCUUUGCUUAUUACAAUGCCAUCUACAACAAAACAACAGGACAGCUCAGCAGAGCAGAUAAGGAACUCAUCAUUGUAGUGACCAGCCUGGUCAACAGGAGCCUAUACCAUGUGGUUGUCCAUGGUGCUUGGUACAGGGUCUACUCAAAGAACCCAGUGCUCUCUGACCAGGUCUGUGUGAAUUGGAGAAAGUCUGACCUUCCUGCUCGGGAAAAAGCAAUGCUGGAGUUUGCACUUGCUGUUUCCCGAGCUGAUGAUAUAACAGAUGACCAUUUCAAAAAGCUUGAGAUAUAUGGCUUCAGUAGAGAAGAUGCCUGGGACAUAGCUGCCAUUUCAUCUUUUUAUGCCAUGGCCAAUCGCCUUGCUCAUUUUAUCAAACUCGUUCCCAACAAAGAAUUCUACUUUAUGGGCAGAACUAGUGAUCAUCGAGAGUGAACGUGCUGCUCCCAAAGUAUAAAAGCCUGAAAAGGGAAAAAACAAAACAAAACAGUGUUUAUCAUUUCAGUCAUGUUGUAUUAGGAGACAUCAGUUGGAAAGUAAUUUUAAAAAAAAAAUCUGUCAUUGGAUAGAGAAGAGUAAAUAAAUGUGUUUCCUUGUGCCUCA
Molecule: messenger RNA, 1056 nt
Organism: Ictidomys tridecemlineatus (thirteen-lined ground squirrel)
Lineage: Eukaryota; Metazoa; Chordata; Mammalia; Rodentia; Sciuridae
Source: RefSeq, a predicted model, not a curated record